AUAUACACAUAACAUUCACAGGCGCUUCUCUUCCCUCUCUUGCUCGAGCUUUUAGCCUUUGGUUUCUACGGGUAACCUCUUUCUCUUCCCCCGGAAACUAUUUCUAUCUUCACAAAGACAUAAAGAGAUACAGAUAGAGAGAGAGAGAGAGGGAUCCAAACCAGAAGCAAACCUUGUCCGUUUGCUUCCUCUUUCGCGUGAAAGAUUCGUAUCCCUUUUUCUCCGGCAAACUCAGGGCGGCGAUCCACUCUCCUCUCUCGCUUUCUAUGGUACAGUGAAUCUCUGUUAUUGUGUUAAAUUCAUAUAUAAUCAAAAAGAGAUGAAGAGGGUUAGAGAAGAAGUUUACGUUGAACCUCAUAUACGAGGAGGACAUACUGUUUCGUCUCGAGGAGAAACAAAUGGUAAGCCUCUGACGAUUGGUGGAGGAGGAAACAUGGGAGGAGGGCUGACAACAGGUGACGCCUUGAGCUACCUCAAAGCUGUGAAAGACAUGUUUCAGGACAAGAAAGACAAGUAUGACACUUUCCUUGAAGUCAUGAAGGACUUUAAAGCUCAGAGAGUUGAUACUAAUGGUGUCAUAGCAAGGGUAAGAGAGUUGUUCAAGGGAUAUGACGACUUACUUUUGGGUUUUAAUACCUUCUUGCCCAAAGGGUACAAGAUAACCCUUCCUGAGAAGAAGGCAGUUGAUUUUGGAGAAGCUAUUGAGUUUGUUAACAAGAUCAAGGCGAGAUUUGGGAGUGAUGACCGUGCAUACAAAAAGUUUCUAGACAUCUUGAACAUGUACAGAAAGGAAAGCAAGUCCAUCUCUGAUGUCUAUCAAGAGGUUACUCUGUUGUUCCAGGACCAUGAAGAUCUGCUUGCGGAGUUUGCCCAUUUCUUACCUGAUAAUUCAGGCUCAGGUUCUGCUCAUUACCCUCUGUCCGGAAGGAACGCAGUACAAGGUGCUCCAGCUCCUGCCAUGCAUCUAAGGAAUUUUGAGAAGAGAAUAAAAGUACGGAAUGAGUAUACAGAACACUCGGAUCAACGAGAAGAUGGUGACGAGAACCUUGUGGCUUGCUCUGCUCGUAAUUCUCUGGGAAGAUACCAGAAGGUAGAGGACAACGAGGGUAUUCAAGAUUAUGAAAAUGGCAGUAAAGAGAAUGGAAGUCACAAAAUUCUACUAUCCUCCAGCAACCAUGUGGCCAAGGGUAUUAAUGAACUGGAUCUUUCCGAGUGUGCACAAUGUUCUCCAAGUUAUCGUCUCCUUCCAGAUGAUUAUCUUAUUCAGAUCCCAAGCUACAGAAAUAAACUAGGUGAAAAGGUACUUAACGAUCACUGGGUAUCUGUCACAUCCGGGAGUGAGGAUUACUCAUUCAAACACAUGCGUAAAAACCAGUAUGAAGAGAGCUUGUUUCGAUGCGAGGAUGACAGGUUUGAGUUGGACAUGUUAUUAGAGUCUGUGAACGCAGCCAUUAACCGUGUGGAAGCUCUUCUUGAGAAGAUCAACAACAACACAAUCUCUAUAGAGACACCAAUCUGUAUCAAAGAACAUUUAUCAGAGCUGAACCUAAGAUGCAUUGAACGGUUGUACGGGGAUUAUGGGCUUGACGUGAUGGAUUUUCUGAAGAAGAAUUCUCAUAUCGCCUUACCGGUGAUACUAACUCGCUUGAAGCAGAAGCAAGAAGAAUGGGCUAGGUGUCGCUCUGAUUUUAGGAAAGUAUGGGCUGAAGUAUAUGCUAAGAAUCAUCACAAAUCACUAGAUCACCGAAGCUUCUAUUUCAAGCAGCAGGACUCCAAGAAUCUGAGUACAAAAGGUUUGGUGGCAGAAAUAAAAGAUAUCAGUGAUAGAAAGCAUAAAGAAGAUCCACUUCAUGCCAUUGCUGUGGGAACUAAGCCCUCCUUUACUCCAGAUGUGGAGUUCAGUUACACUGAUACACAAGUUCAUGCUGACCUAUAUCAACUGAUCAAGUACUACUGUGAAGAGGUAUGUGCUGCGGAACAGUCGGAUAAAGUAAUGAAGCUGUGGGUAAGCUUUUUGGAGCCCAUGUUUGGUGUUCCUUCUAGGUCUCAGACUGAUGAGACAAUGAUGGAUGUUGCAAAGUCCAAGGACAACCAAGAGCAGCGUGAGGCGGUGAAAGACAACAACACCUGUGACGGUUCUCCUGUCUCAAACCUUAAACCGCUAACACCUCCAAAAACACCCAAUAAAGACAAUGAUAAACUGCAUGCUGGUGCAGCUAUGACUAGUGUAGAGAUUCGUAGUAAGGUUAGUGAUGUAUCAAUGGGAGAGCAUAAGGUUGAGCGAGAAGAGGGUGAGCUAUCUCCCACCGGAAGUUUUGAGCAUGACAACUCUGAGGUUCAUAGAGACAACGGCAUGGAGUCUGUGCAGAAACUGCCAGACAAUGUAAGAAGUAAUACUUCCCCUGAAGAUGGUGGAAGUAAAACUACUCAAAAGUUAUCAGAGGCGAAUCAAAACGCCUCUAAAGUUAUUGCUUCAGGAAGCAAGUUUGUUGGCCAAGUCUCUGUAGAUGAAGAGCAUAAAGGAGCUAUGAACUGUGACGAGGCUUUAAUGGUUAACUCAAGUGUGGGUGAAGAUGGAUCCGUUUUCAAAUUGUCAGAACGGUCUCUGCAACCUGUAAAGCCCCUUGCAAAGCAUGUUCCUGUGACACUACAAGUCAGUGAAAGUAACUCCCCGAAUGAUUCUCGAGUUUUCUAUGGGAAUGAUUCAUUUUAUGUCCUCUUUAGGCUUCAUCAAAUGUUGUACGAGAGAAUACUAUCUGCAAAGAUACACUCACAGAGGAGAUGGAAAGCUCCAGAUCCAGAUAAUACAUCUCCUGAUUCUUAUUCCAGGUUCAUGGAUGCCCUCUAUAAUUUACUUGAUGGCUCAAGUGAUAAUACAAAGUUUGAAGAUGAAUGCCGAGCUAUUAUUGGAGCACAAUCAUAUAUUCUCUUCACAUUGGACAAGCUAGUUCAGAAGUUUGUCAAGCAUCUUCAUGCAGUUGCAGCUGACGAGACAGACACCAGGCUACUGCAAUUACAAACAUAUGAAAGCUACAGAAAACCAGGAAGAUUCUUUGAGAUAGUGUACCAUGAGAACGCCAGAGCCCUUCUCCAUGAUCACAACAUAUACAGGAUUGAAUAUUCAUCUGCACAAAGCCGUCUGGCGAUUCAACUUAUGAACAGCGGGAAUGAUCAGCCUGAAGUUACAGCUGUAGCAGUGGAACCAGGUUUCGCAAAUUAUCUGCAGAAUGAGUUUCUUUCGCUUGUACCUGAUGAAGAAAAAAAGCCUGGUCUAUUUCUUAAGAGGAACAAGGCGAAAAUGAGCGGUCCAGAUGAAUCUUCAGGGUUGUCGCGUGCAAUGGAAGGUUUGAAGAUUAUCAACGAGGUUGAAUGUAAGAUAUCUUGCAGUUCUUCCAAGGUCAAGUAUGAACCAAACACAUCAGAUCUUUUGUAUAGAAGCAAGCAGAAGAAACCAAAACUGGAUCCAAACGGGCUUGAAAAUGAUGAAACUCCUAGUAAAAGUGAAAUCUCGAGAAAGAGAAGGAUAUCACGUUUUCACGCAAGUCUUAACCGUAGACUUGUUUCCUUGCCUUAAUAAAGCGGCUCCAAGCACAUUGUGCAGGUGUGUGAAUGUUCUUGGCUGAGAUAUGCAAGCAGAGCAUCAGUCAGUGGUAGAGACUAGAGACCAAAGUGUAUUUUUGACAAGGAUUCUUGCAUAGUUUUGGCUCAAAGAGUGUUUGCAUGAGAACGGUUUAUUUUCCUAAAUCUCGUCUGGAGAUGCCAGUUUUGGUGUGUAGUGUUAGAUUAUAUAUGUACCAGACAAUGCUCUUAUGUCGGGAGAUUUUUUAAUUCAUUUUAUUCAAACAAAUGCUGGAUGUUCCCUUCUAAUGUUAUGUUUCUCUUUCAAUAAAUCUUUUCGUAUU
Messenger RNA from Raphanus sativus (radish), 3902 nucleotides. RefSeq names its product paired amphipathic helix protein Sin3-like 5. The transcript has 19 exons. Gene Ontology annotation, cellular component: chromatin; histone deacetylase complex. Bases 320 to 3574 code for a protein of 1084 amino acids. Gene Ontology annotation, molecular function: transcription corepressor activity. Gene Ontology annotation, biological process: negative regulation of transcription by RNA polymerase II. The record is from RefSeq and is a predicted model, not a curated record. Lineage: Eukaryota; Viridiplantae; Streptophyta; Magnoliopsida; Brassicales; Brassicaceae.